This is a messenger RNA of Micropterus dolomieu (smallmouth bass), 2109 nucleotides long. It is a transcript of the gene fancg, whose product is annotated as FA complementation group G. The transcript is spliced from 14 exons. The coding region runs from base 94 to 1980 and encodes 628 amino acids. Gene Ontology annotation, cellular component: Fanconi anaemia nuclear complex. Gene Ontology annotation, biological process: interstrand cross-link repair. The record is from RefSeq and is a predicted model, not a curated record. Gene Ontology annotation, molecular function: protein binding. NCBI's taxonomy places the organism in Eukaryota, Metazoa, Chordata, Actinopteri, Centrarchiformes, Centrarchidae.
UAAACUCACUAAUGUUUACUUCCGGUGGUAGCUUUACUUCGACAAACGAGGGAAAGUUCAAACAAAAAACCUUUUUCCCUAAGCAGCUAUGUAAUGUCUAAUAAAAUGUCUCACCCACUUUCUUUAUCAGAUAGAUGGAUCCAGGAAAACAACGAGUUGGUAAACAAAUGGAAGCAUCAAGAAGGAGGAGGAGAUGCCUUGGACAGAGACCAGAUCCUGACCCAUCUGAGAGCGUGUUCCUCAGAGUUUCACAAACUUUUAAGGAAAAUUCAAGGUAUCCCUCCUCUUGCAGACCACACACAGUUGGAGCUGACAGUGGUAUACAAUGCCUGUGUGUCCUCUGCAGCUCAGUCGCAGUUCUCAGAAGCUGAGCUGCUCCUCACACAAGCCACAGAGAGAGUUCUACAGGUGACAGGACAUGACCCUGUUGCUUCAGACCAUCCUGUGUUUUGGAGAACACUUCUCAAAUCAGUGGAAAGCACAGCUUUGAAUUCCUGUGUACUUUACCUUCUCUGUCUGCAGUGGGCAAUAUGGCUUGCCACUUGCCAGCUGAAAACUAUUCAGGGAUUCCAGGAUGAGCUGUUCUCUUUGUCUGAGACACUAUCUGCUGGAGUUAGAGAUGACAUGAAGAUGAAGAGCGAGGCAGGAGGAAACAUUCCACUCCUGUUGAUGAACCCAAGAAGGCUUGUUGAAUUACUACAGAUCUGUACUUUCAUUGUCCAAGGUGCAGAAAGCUUGAGUGAGGGUCGGAGUUCAGACGCGCUGACUGGUCUGCAGACAGCUUCUUCCCUGCCUGCUCCCAGAACUCUAAUAGCAUACACACACCUCCUCUCAGGCUCUUGCCUCACCCAUAUGAGCCGCCCUCAGAUGGCAUUGCAGUGUUACCGGAAGGCACUAGAGACAGACUCCCAGUGUGUAUGUUCUCUGUAUCAAAGCAUGCUCAUUUACAGACAGCUGGGCAACACCCAGGCUGAGAUACAAGCUCUUCGUUUGCUGCACUCAACUUUGAUGUUGCCCUCUGCCACAGAGCCUGCUCUGGCUACUACUGAUCUCCUCUCCCCGUCCUUACUGCUCUGCAGCCAAUCGCUGAGCUACCUGCUCUCAGUUCCCUCUGCCCUCUCUGUCCUUCACAAUCUGGCCCUGAAGUGUGUGCUCCAUGGGAGGUUGUCAGAGGGUGUGGAAUGUUAUUUAGACCUGCUGGCUGCUCUUCACUCAGAGGAUCAACAUGGAGUGCAAGCUGAGGUCCCUCCCCUUCCCAAAUUGCCCGCGCUUUACCUGGAGGCUGGCGCUGCCUUGCUCAUGGCUCGCCGGCCUGCUGACUGCAUGGCGCUGUGCGAUGAAGUCAUCAGCACGACACUGGAGCUGCUGCCAGAGAAGUUGGUGUUGGAAGAGCCAGAGGAGAAGAGUGAGGCCGAGACCAGGGCUGUGUGUUCAGAAGGUGAAGAUAGGGUGGGGAUGCUGCUCUGGGUCGGGGCUGCCUACCUCCUCCAAGGUCACUGCCACACUCACCUGACGGACUGGAAACAAGCUGUGACUCAUUACACAAGGUGUAUCAACCUGCUGGUGAAGGUGCGCUUUAAAAAGAGAGGUUUCCCACCACAGAUCCCCAGUGCAGAUAUGGUUAGCAAGCAGGGAACAGAUGUGUAUAUCCUCCAGAGGCUGAAGGGACUUUCUCUAGCUGGUAGGGGCAUCAGCUUCACCCAGACAGACCAACUGAGAGAGGCACUGAGAGACCUCCAGCUCAGCCUGCAGGCAUUUCCAGACUGUGUGAGUGCAGGCCUGUGGUGUGGUGAAGUGCUAUGGAGGCUUGGCAGGAGACGGGAGGCAGCAGCUUGUUGGGAAAAGACCUGGAGUGUCACCACACAACCCUCAGUAGAGAGUCUUUGUCUGUACCUGCAGGAACCACAGUCUUGCCCUUUGUUGGACUCCACUGAGCUGCGCCACAGAAUACAGGAACUUGGUCCUACCAUGUCAGCCUAGAGAGGGACAAAAGAAGAAUACCCUAUCACUUACUGAGCAGGAUCAACUUUCUCUGGCUUGUGAACUGAAACCCAUACCAACAACCAACAUACAUCUACUGGGACAGUAAAAUAAAGCAUCUUGAACGGG